Tachyglossus aculeatus (Australian echidna) is the source of this 458-nucleotide messenger RNA. RefSeq names its product high mobility group protein HMGI-C-like. The transcript has 4 exons. NCBI's taxonomy places the organism in Eukaryota, Metazoa, Chordata, Mammalia, Monotremata, Tachyglossidae. The record is from RefSeq and is a predicted model, not a curated record. Gene Ontology annotation, molecular function: DNA binding; transcription coregulator activity. The coding region runs from base 12 to 440 and encodes 142 amino acids. Gene Ontology annotation, cellular component: nucleus; chromatin. Gene Ontology annotation, biological process: regulation of DNA-templated transcription.
UCCUUUUGUCCAUGGAGAAAACAGCUUCUUCUGUUGAGAGAAAUAUCAGAAAUCGCUGUCCACAGGAAAAUAUGGAUGGGAACCACAAUAGAAAGCCUGAGAGUCUAGAAGCUGCUUUGCCUUCUGAACCUCCAAAGAGAAGACGUGGAAGACCACCCAAGAAAAAGGAGGCACGGAUUGGCCCCUUACCUGAAAAGAGACCACGAGGCAGACCCAAAGGAAGCAAAACCAUCAAUACCUCUGGAUCCAUGCUGCAGGUUGAAACUUUGGCUAAGAAGAAGCCAAGAGGGAGACCCCGGAAAUGGGAAAAGGCCCCAGUGGAAGAGGCUGCCAUAAGACCAGAGAAAGAGAAGAUCUCUGCAGAUCCCGUGACAUCAUCCUUAUUCCCUCACUCUCCUACUCACCUGAGACCAAGUGACUGCGAAGCCGGAGAGUCUUAAUUUGAUCCACUGGCCACU